AUGGGAAGUGCUAUCGUUAUGACUACUAGAAGUGAUAAAGUUGCAGAAAUUAUGGAGACAAAAUACCGACAUCAUUUGAGGCAGUUACUAGAUGAUCAUUGUUGGUUUUUAUUUGAAAAAUGUGCAUUUGAAAGUAAAUUACCAGUAAUUUCUGAUGUCAUUCGAGCACAACUUGUUCAAAAAUUUGGUGGCAUACCAUUGAUUGUGAAAGUGUUGGGAGGAAUGGUGAAAUCAUGCAAGAAUGAUGAGGAAUUGCAAUCUGACUUUGGAAAAUCCAACUUUGAAGCUUGGAAGGAGUAUAAAACUUCCAACAAAGUUGAGAAAGUUGAUCAACCUAAGGCAUUUCGAAUUGGGUCAGAUGAAGGAUAUAAGAUUGAGGAGAUUGGACGUUUAAAAAACCUUAAAGGUCAAUUAAGCCUUCUACAACUCGAGCAAGUCAAAAGUAAAAAGGAGGCCAUGACUGCAAAUUUGGUAGAGAAGGAAAGCAUUUCUGUGCUAAAUUUUGAAUGGAGUCUUGACAGAGAAGACUGUGGUGAUAAUGAUUUGAAUGUGUUGGAAGGGCUUCAACCACACAUAAACCUUCAAGGAUUGCGUAUUCUUAACUUUGCAAGUGAACUUAUGCCCAGUGGUAUUUUUGUUGAAAACUUAAUUAAGCUUGAGCUACACUCUUGCAAAAGAGGCGAAUUUCGUGAUGAUAUUUCCCCUCCAAAUUUGCAAAAUCUGCCCUACUUGUCUUCAUUACACAUUGGAAACUUUCAUAAUUUUCCAGAGGGGCUCGAUGGUAUUCAUAACUUGAAAAGAUUAAUAGUUGAAGGGCCAAUGGAGGGUCGUGAUUGGAGUCGAUUCAUACCCUUCAAUUCACUUGAAGUUCUUGAGUUGCAUGAAACAGGAACUAAUAGUUUAACACAACUUCCUCGACAACUUGAGCUCCUCACCUCGUUAAGAUCGUUGCAUAUUCAGAGUUUUAAUGGCAUUGAAUUUUUGCCAGAAUGGUUGGGAAACAUUACAUCUUUGGAGACAUUGGAGUUAUCGGAGUGCAGAAAUUUGAAAAACUUGCCCUCGAAAGAAGCUAUGUCAAAUCUAACUAGAUUGAAUCGUUUGGAUGUGUAUAAAUGUUCCCAGCUUGAAGUUGGUGAAGGUAGUGUUGAACGGGAAAAAGUUUCGCAUGUACCCAACGUUCGUGUAUUCUAG
This is a messenger RNA of Cucurbita moschata (crookneck pumpkin), 1191 nucleotides long. RefSeq names its product disease resistance protein TAO1-like. NCBI's taxonomy places the organism in Eukaryota, Viridiplantae, Streptophyta, Magnoliopsida, Cucurbitales, Cucurbitaceae. The transcript has 4 exons. The record is from RefSeq and is a predicted model, not a curated record. Gene Ontology annotation, molecular function: ADP binding. The coding region runs from base 1 to 1191 and encodes 396 amino acids.